GUCAAAGAGUCCUUAAUGGAGAUAGAAUUUCUUUUGGAAUUUCAGAAAGUAUUAAAGAUGUCCGGAAUAUUCAACAACUAUUUAAUUAUAUUUGGCCUAUUCGGCCUUUUUGCCGAGUUUUCCGUACAAAAGUAUCAUUUGGGGCAUCUGUACAUUUACAGUGUAUGGCCCAUGGCCCAUAACCGAGGCUAAAAAUAAAUUAAACUUAACUAAGAGAGCAAUGGCACCAAAAGAAAGUCUGCUCAGAAUCAUUAACUUAACUAAAAAUCCAGUGAAGGUGGAUAUCGACCCACUUCGACUAGAUUACAAAAACCGAGAGGUGAAACAAGAGAGAUUGAAUUUUAUGAGACAUCAGAAUUUAAGACAUAUCCCCAAUAGCACACGCGGACUCAUACACCAUAUAACAGCAGUAAAGCAACCAAAUAUUCAAGGACUAUCAAAUAGAGUUCCUUUGCAUGAUGUUAUAGCUCGUCAAAAUCUUUUAGGACAUUCUCAAAACAUUUACGGUGCCUUCUAUAGGACGAGACCUCCAAUAGAUCAUUACAGAAGGAAUUAUUACAUUAAAGACGUGGUCAAUCCUGAUUAUUAUGAUAACCCUAAUUAUUUUGAUGCGCAUUGUACUCGUAAGGCAGGAAUUGAUCAUAAUAACAACGCGUGCCAUUAUGCCAGUGAAACAGGCCAACCGCAAUGUAGUCGUAAAGCCAAAGAAAGAAAUGAAUACAUACUAACAUCUCCACCUUCCUGCAAGAAAAAAGACCAUGCAACUAUGAAUGAAUGUGACUCACAAAAAAUUACUUGCUUGCUGAAUCCAGCCACCACUAUAAGUAAUUGCAAUUACAAUUGUCAUUGUCUUAACAUUGAGAAUCCAGGCUUAGAAAAUCGUCGACGAAUUCCAGGAGAAUAUAUGUACUACGAUUACCUUCCCAGCUUAGCUCUUCGAGGUGGGGAAGACUUCGAGGGUAAAGUACCUGUAAAGUAUCAUAGGAACUCAAUUGCGACGUUGCCUAAUGACCAAACUACUGGCCACCAUAAAGUAGAUUACUUUACCCAAGACAUAAAUAUACAUAAGCAAAUAACAAAUACACAAAAACCGUUACGAAAGAAUUAUCGUAACCACCAUCUCUAUUUUGUAAAUCCUAAAGUUAGGCCAAAAAGACACGUGAAAACAGAAUUCUCACAAUUUUGGAAAAUAGAUGUUUCGGCAAAACGAUCAAAACGAAAUCCAAGAUAUACGACACUGCGAAACAUUCUAAAAAAGAAAUUCAGAAACAUUGAAACUACUGCAGAAACCAUAACAAUACCAGGAAAAGAUUUCAAGGAACAUCAUCAUAAAAGUACAGACAGAUCUUUAUCGUUUGAGGAGUUACUGAAUUUUAGAAAAAACUACGGUGGGGAAUUUAACUUCAGCAUAAGAAGAAAAAACGAUAAAAAAACUACUAAACCUACAACUACGAAGCCUAAAACCACUAAACCUACAACUACGAAGCCUAAAACCACUAAACCCAAAACUACUAAAUCCAAACGUAAACUCGCUGAUGUAUCAAAUACAACUCAAUCCAUACCAACUACACCAAGUAUAGAAAUGACUAUAAUCGGUAGUUUUUCUCCGCAAAGCGCAUGUACACGUAGAAUUACAUGUACGUGGACGAUGCCAAAAAUUACUGACGCGAAUGGUAAUAUCAUUAAUAAUGGUGGUGGGGGCGGUGGCGGAGGAGGUGGCGGAGGAGGUGGCGGCGGAGGCGGCGGAGGCGGAGGCGGAGGCUUCCCGAACGGCAGGACUCCGUGGGGACACGUCGAGAACUGUACCCGCAGGUACACUUGUAGUCGCAUGUUCUACGACCGCAACGUACAAGCAAGCGAUACUGCUGCCGGGGACACCACUCUCCCAGACGAAGAUUAUUGGGAAAUAAUAUAA
Leguminivora glycinivorella is the source of this 1915-nucleotide messenger RNA. RefSeq lists its product as uncharacterized. NCBI's taxonomy places the organism in Eukaryota, Metazoa, Arthropoda, Insecta, Lepidoptera, Tortricidae. The coding region runs from base 221 to 1915 and encodes 564 amino acids. The record is from RefSeq and is a predicted model, not a curated record. The transcript has 4 exons.